Volvox carteri f. nagariensis is the source of this 3106-nucleotide messenger RNA. RefSeq lists its product as uncharacterized. Gene Ontology annotation, molecular function: ATP binding; ATP-dependent chromatin remodeler activity. The transcript has 16 exons. The record is from RefSeq and is a predicted model, not a curated record. The annotation marks the transcript as partial. NCBI's taxonomy places the organism in Eukaryota, Viridiplantae, Chlorophyta, Chlorophyceae, Chlamydomonadales, Volvocaceae.
AUGUUGAUGCGCGAUGCAACAUCCACUUGCCUGGAGGACCUCCCCAAUCCGAACGCGUCCAAGACCUCCAAGUGCCUCACUCGCCUCCGGGAGGGUUCCGGAGCUGCUUUGCCUCCGGAGCUGCGCCAGGGAGGGGCCUCGGCACAACUGCAUGCAUGCGUGAAUAAGUCGGCGUACGCGGGUGAGAAGGAUGAGGGCGCCCCGAAAUAUUGGGGAAGGCUGCACCCGGCCGUGGCGGAGCUGGAACUGAAAAUCAAAGGUCAAGGGAAAAAGGCCUGCCUGCAGCUAUUGCGAAGGCCCCAGGAUAAUCUUCUGGCACAAGUUCUGGCCAUUGUUGACCGGCAGCUCACCAAUCGGGAUGCGCAGCUGCCGCAAAACCGCCACGGCGUCUCCAACCCGGCAGGCCAGCUGAUGACUGUCGUCGCUGCCGAGCUAACAGACUUGCAGGUGGUAUCCGUCUCACCAGCCGACGAGCCGGGCAUCUUGGCCGUACGCGCUGCCGUACGGCUGAUGCCGGCUGCCUUUGAUGUGGUUAUUCCGGAGCCGACGUCGCGGGCCGUGGCGUUCCUGGGCGGCGGUGGUGCAGCUGCAGCGGCCGCGGCUGCCUCUGUGGCGGGGGCCUUGCUGGACGUGGUGGAGAUUCUGCAGGUGCCGGCGCCGGCGCCGGAACAGGAGGAGAAGGAGGAGGAGGAGGAGGGGAAGGCAGAGGACGACGUUCCAGAGGGCGGCGGCAGGGUCGCCGCCGCCAAUGCCAGUCUGGGGGAUGUGGACGAGGCGGGUCGCAGCGGCCCGUACACCAGCACCACCAGCAGUGGCCCCGUGGGCCUCAAGUGCAAGCUGUUCCCGUACCAGCAGCGGGCUCUUUCGUGGAUGGUCUGGAGGGAAACACAACCGGAGCUAGGCGGCGACGGUGACGGCGGCGACGGUGACGGCGACGUGCAGGAUCGGGACCCUGAGCGGAAGCAGGAGGAAAACGGCCUCGCUGCGGAUGCCGCCGCCACAGCGGCCGCAGCCGCAGCCGUACAUCUAGGCGAUUUCGCGUCGCAGAACUUGUUCUGGCGGCGGCUGGAGGUCCGCGGCGGCGGCGACGGCGGCCAGGAGCUCUGGGUGAAUCCGUACCCGGGAGGUGGGCUGCGGCGGCAGCCGCCGCCGCCGCCGCGGCGGCAGCGUGUGGGUAUCCUGGCGGAGGAGAUGGGUUUGGGGAAGACAGUCGAGGUGAUUGCGCUCAUGCUGGCGAGGCCGCCGCCGCCUCUUCCACUGCCGCCACGAUCGGAAGUAGAAAAUCAGCAUCGCCGUCAACACCACCACCCUGGAAAGGAACAACGACGGAAGCAGUCACAGGAGCAGCGGGAGCAUGGUGGUUGCAGCGGCGGAGGCGUUGGUGACGUUGCGGGUUCCGGAGAGUACGGCGGCGACGGUGGCAGCAGCGCGUGUGGAGGUGGAGGCGGAGGCGGAGGUGGUCAUCGGCGGCCCCAGGGACCAAACCUGAUCGUCACUCCACCAUCCAUUUUACAGCAGUGGUCUUACGAGAUUGCUAAUCACAGCAACUUGAAGGUGUAUGUGUAUGACGGCCUCAGGUGGCAUCGUCAGCAGGCGGCGGAGAGGGAGAAAGAACAGAUCAAGGAGGCCAAGAGAGAGCAGCGACUGGAGCUGCAGCGUCAGAAGGAGGCCCGACGUCAGGAACGUGUACGGCAAAUGGCGGAGCGGGCGGCCGCGCGCACAGCAGUGCGGCGGGCCCGGCAAGAGCGCAAACGCGGCAGGAGCGAGUCCUCCACGGCAGCUCCUGGGUCACCGUCGCAGCGGCAGCAGCAGAAGCGGCGGCGGCGGCGGCCCAGGUCGGACGCUGCAGGGGUCCAGCCGCCGCCACGGCAGCGGCGGCGGCGGCGACUGGAGGAGGACUCCGGCACGGAGUCGGAGGACGCUACGGCGGGCAGUGCUGAUGAGGUUGGCGAUGAGGAUGAGGGAAGUGGAGACGAGCUGGGGGAAGAGGAGAGAGCAGCGGCAGCGGCGGCGGCGGGUGCCGGCAGUUCCGCAGCGGCGGCGGCGGCACCAUCGUACGGCAGGGCUGGUGGAAGUGGUGCGGGCCCAAGCAGUGCCGCGCAGGCUGUAGGGAGCGGCCCGGGGGCGGUGGCGGCGGGGCCAGCCGUACGGCGUUCGGAUCGUGCCCCGCGGCGGCGCUCGUAUGCGGCGAUGCAGAACGGGAACGACACUGGCGGCGAUGAUGACGGUGAUGGUGACGGCGAUGAUGACGAUGGUAUUCGUACAAAUAACGCCAGCGCUGCCCGCGGGAAGUACGGCGGACGUACAUCUGCGGGCGUUGACAAUCCCGACAGCGGCGGCAUCCCCGCCGCAAAUGACCGUACGGCCACAGUGUUUGUCAGAUCCGCCGCUGCCGCUGCGGAUCCAACAGCGGGCGCUUCGGGGGGAAGGGCCAGCGGCGGCUGCAGCGGCGGGGCCCCCGCCGCGGCGGCGGCAGCGGGCCCCGCGGCCCCAAGCCGCAUGCAGCUAUACCAUCGGGAGCUGACGGCGGCGCUGUACGCGGGUACGGCACUUUGUCCGGCCAGUUGCGACCCGACGGCGGAGGCGGCAGCUGCCGUACGGGAGCUGCUACAGGCUGACGUGGUAUUGACGACGUACUCGGUCCUCAAGGAGGAGGUUCACUACAGCCCCAGCAACCGCCUGCUAGCCGGACUGCGACAUGAGAAGAAGUACGGGGUACCUGAGAGCCCGUUACUGCAGUGGGUUUGGUGGCGGCUGAUCUCUGACCCCUACCGCACCGGAAGCCCCGAGGGCCAUUCUCGUCUGGCGGCCCUGCUGAAACCCAUCAUGUGGCGGAACAGCAAGGCGGUGGCGGCGCAGGACCACCCCCUGCCACGGAGGGUUCUGCAGGUGCCGGGACAACAAGGCCACGGCAAGCGCCGCCGGGGGCAAGAUCGCGGCGAGGUCCUGGCGCAGGUGGCGGGAGCCGAGCUGCACCAGCUGCGGCUGGCGUGUGUGCACGUACAGCUGACCCGGUACUGGCAGAAGCUGGGCCAGGAGUUGGCGUUACAUGGGGGCUGUAACGCCCACCGGGGUCAUGGAGGGGGUGUCGGUGUGGGGGGAGGGG